Molecule: messenger RNA, 1119 nt
Organism: Laccaria bicolor S238N-H82
Lineage: Eukaryota; Fungi; Basidiomycota; Agaricomycetes; Agaricales; Hydnangiaceae
Exons: 4
Coding region: 1-1119 (372 amino acids)
Source: RefSeq, a predicted model, not a curated record
AUGAUAGCUUUGUACCUCGCCUUCCCAGUUCUCCGGCCAUAUUGUCAUUCACAAUCAUACCGACACAUCACCGUCUACAUUCGCGAAGCCUGGAAACCCCUUCAGACGAUCUCCUUCGAGAUCGGAAUAUCCAAAUGUCAUCCUACCCGAGAACAAGACGGCUCCAUGUUCCUUUCGACACAUGAUGACAUUGGCUAUGCUGGCACGAAAAAAAAUCGCGACUUCCUGUCCCUGAUCAGCGAUCUAACGCACGAUCUCACAUCAAUCGAACUGGACAUCACAGUAAGAUGGGAAAAGCUUGACCAAUACCUGAAAGCCUACAUCUUCGCUCUUCUGCAACGCAGCGGCUUAUGCUCAGUCAAGCUGAGAUACUGUGACAUUCCCGUAAACCUAUUGAGUGUGGUGCAAAAUCUCAAAAAACUCGACGUCGAUACGUAUGUGGGGCGUCCCGACUACGUGUCCUUGUCAGGAGAAAGAGAAAAGGUGUUUGUUGAAGAAGUUCGUCUCCGUGGCGGUCUCCCGUAUUGCCUCAUCGGUGCAGGGACGCCGUUUGACUGGUCCAGAUUGAGGGUGAUUGAGUAUGACGGAUAUCGGAAUAGGCCACAAGGGUUAUUUCAGUUGUGUUCCUCCUCUCUUCAAGUGUUAGACCUUGCGUUUUACGGUGAAGAUGAAUAUUUCAACCUCGGCGUUCUUACCGACCUCCGUCACCUCACAUUGUCUAUCAGUCUUUCCUAUACUGUUGAACAGACAGCGUAUACCAAUUUUGGAAUCUACUCCUCAAUCGCGCCGUUUCGUUGCGUUCCCUACAUAUUGGCGUCCUGCAACGGACACAACACUGUGGAGAAAAUUGUCCUUAUACUGAGCACGGUUGACCGUCAAGAUUUGAGAAAGUGUGACUGGCUCUCCGUGGAUAGUAUUUUCGAGAGGGAGGGGACAUGGACGUCGCUGAAGGAGGUACUGGUCGUGAAUUGUGAGGUCGAUGAAGACUGCACCUAUCGGAAAUUGCAACCCAACCAGUUGAAGUAUAUUGAAGCUAGUCCGACACCUUAUCUUCAGGCAAGGGAGGUGAUAAAGUGGCGUCACAUAAGCUUUGAAUUAUACCAUUCAAAUGGACGAUAA